Molecule: messenger RNA, 2686 nt
Organism: Frankliniella occidentalis (western flower thrips)
Lineage: Eukaryota; Metazoa; Arthropoda; Insecta; Thysanoptera; Thripidae
Product: cyclin-L1
Exons: 8
Coding region: 119-1534 (471 amino acids)
Biological process (GO): regulation of transcription by RNA polymerase II
Cellular component (GO): nucleus
Molecular function (GO): cyclin-dependent protein serine/threonine kinase regulator activity
Source: RefSeq, a predicted model, not a curated record
CGCGGCUGUUCGCUUCCUGAACUGCUUUGCUUUGUCGUGUGGUGUUGGUGUUCAAGUGGAUCUUCAUGAUUUAAGUUUAUUUUCUAGUACAAACAAUUUUAUUUUUUCUUGUGAGAGUAUGGGGUCCCAGAAACCUGAUGUUCAGGGUUCCCCUUCUACCAAAGCAGUUAAUUCUAAACCUUAUGGAAAAGUAAUUUUAACGUUAAAGAACUGUUUGUUGCCUGAAGAGAAGCUUUCUCCGACGCCAUCUCAAAUAGAUGGUUUGGACAGAGAAACAGAAACAGAUUUGAGGAUUUUAGGAUGCGAACUGAUACAAACGGCUGGAAUUCUUCUAAGACUUCCCCAGGUAGCAAUGGCUACUGGGCAGGUACUUUUCCAACGUUUUUAUUACUCCAAGUCCUUCGUUAGACAUGGAAUGGAGACUACAGCUAUGGGCUGUGUGUGCCUAGCCUCCAAAAUUGAAGAAGCUCCAAAGAGGAUAAGGGAUGUCAUCAAUGUUUUCCAUCAUAUUAAACAAGUUAAAAGCCAGAAGACCAUAACUCCCAUGUUAAUUGACCAGAACUAUUCCAACCUAAAGACCCAGGUGAUCAAAGCUGAACGCAGAGUACUGAAAGAGUUAGGAUUUUGUGUGCAUGUUAAACAUCCUCACAAGCUAAUUGUGAUGUACCUGCAAGUACUUGAACAUGAAAAGAACCAGACCUUCAUGCAACUGGCAUGGAACUACAUGAAUGAUUCCUUGCGGACUGACGUGUUUUUGAGAUACCAGCCAGAAACGGUUGCCUCUGCGUGUAUUUAUCUCACUGCAAGGAAAUUAAAAAUUGUUCUUCCUAAAAGCCCAGCCUGGUUUUCUAUCUUUGGUGUUUCUGAAAGGGACAUUAAGGAUGUAUGUCUUAGAAUACUUCGGUUAUAUGAAAGACCAAAGCCUAAUGCUGAAGAAUUAGAAAAGCGAGUUGAAAUCUUACGGAAGCAAUAUGAAGAUUCUCGACAGAAAGCUCGUCAAUCUCUUCCAACAAAUACUAACAACAACCAGAACAGUGUCACAGGCUCUGAUCCCAAUACUCCUCAUGGAAGUCAAAGCCCUUCACCUGAUACCCGCAGCCAAUCACAUUCAAGAUCAAGACCAAGUUCGCCUGUGAAAGCUGUCAAAGAUCCAAAACACCAUCGAUCCAGCUGGUCAACCAAUACUGCUCGCAACCACCACACAGAGAAACAUCGCUCAAGUCGGAGCCGAAGUCGGUCGGCGUCAAGGAGCCCCAAAAGAAAUAAGAGGUCAAAAAAGAGCAGGAAAUCACGAACACCAUCUCGCUCAAGAACUAGGUCCAGGUCAAGAACCAGAUCGAGAUCACAGUCACGGGAUAAGCGUAGUAAAAAGAAUCAUAGGAAGGCCAGAAGAAGUAGUUACUCCAGAUCACCAUCCCCGUCACCCAGAGGCAAAAGGGAAAAGAGGUACAAGUCAAGAUCAAGGAGCCCUGUUAUUAGGAAAUCAAGAUCACGCAGUUAUGAAAGAACAGAAAAGAAGAGGUUACGUGUAUAAUAAUCUAAUUUCUUAGACCUUAUUGAUAUUUUUUGGGGUUUUCUCCUCCAGUCAUCAGUGAUACAGUUACAAUACUUAAUAAUCAAUAUUUUCUUUAAAAUUUUGAUGGAAGUUAAAUUUAUCAGUUGUGAGAGGAAAGCAUUUGUUUUAGCAAAGCAAAUGUAAAGACAGUGUUCUUUGUAAUUGUAUUUAAGUAUGUGUUGUGUGCUGAUGUGCCAUGUCAGGUUUAAUGACAAGUGAAACUUCCAGUUAUUGGUAAAUACUACUAGUACUAUAAAUUUUGACAAACAAUUCUCUUUGUUUCCAUAUUACUGUAUUAUUAUAAUUUUUUCCUUUUUUUUUUCAAGUCAAAUGUUGUCUUUAUUGAAAAAGAACCUUCUGUAGAGAAUGAAAUAAUGUCAUGACAAUAGUAAGCUGCGUGUCUUGCCUUGCAAUUAAUCAUCUUUAGUCACAGGAGAGUUGUACCUGAAUGUCCUCGAGUUUUCUUGUAAUCUUGCAGAUGCAAUUAACAUUGUCAUUCAAAUUCACACCUUGCUGAGAAUAGGAAAUAAGAAAUAAGGUGUCCCCGUCAAUGCGAUAAACUCAAGCAUAAUUUGAAACAACAGAUAUUGAAGCCGAGCAUUUAAACACUACAUUUUAAAUUAAUUUUCACCUGUUUUUGUUUAAUUUUUGAACUCUUAGAUGAUAAAUACUUUUCUGUCCAGAAUAUAAGCAGUUAGCAAUUCUAUUAUUUCUUCUCCCAAUAGUAGAUACCUAUCCAAUGUGCAUAGUUGGGCUCAUGCCCACUUUUUCCAAUCAUGACUGGAGACAAUUUAAACCCACCCAUUUACUUUGUCAAAUAUUUCACUCAUCUUUUUAUUCAUACAAACUUUUAACCUAAAAAAUAACUGCCAUUUUUCUUUGUGAAUCAGAACAAUUAUCAUUGUAAUGUCACAUGCUAGUUUUGGUACUCAAAAGUGAACCUCUACCUUUAAGUACUAUAGCAUUAUCAAUUUCUGUGUUAUUCAGUAUAAGCAAUGCAAAACUUCACCAUGUGGUUGAAGCUUUUGUUAAAGUGGCUAUUUUUUUUAUGUACAGGAUGUCACUGGAGAUUGUUUUGUGCGGUGCUUUUCACUCAAGCACCUAGAAAUAAAGAGUCUGUAAUUUUUUAAA